AUGGAACGUACACGGAUGGAAACGUUGAUGUGGAUCCUGCUGGGACCAUCGCUCGUCAAUAGUACUGUGAAAUUUGUUUUGUAAUCGUUGCUUUCGUUUUACUAUCUUUUUCGGUAUUACGUAGUCUUUGAUAAGUGGAGGAAUUGCAGAAAUAAAUUAUUAAAUGGGACGAAGGUUGACUUAUUUGUCAGAACCUACUCUGAAUACGGUAGAUUCUGAUAAACGAACGAAUUAGAGGAAUUCGAUAGUCGAGAAAUGAUAGUCGGAGACAAAAUGAUGAUUGAUCUGAUUUUGAUAAUUGACAUUUCUGCGGUAGUAUACUGUUAUUGAUUAACGUUGAAAUUUUUAGUAACACCGGUCGGCAAGUGUUCGACUUCCGGAGAAACGGAUUCAGAGUGGAUAUUCGAGUGGUACCGUCGUUGAAAAACGAUUCUGCGAAAGACGAUGGCUUCCCGGAGUUCCCAACAACAGACAUAAGCCGCUGUGUUAUCGAUCUCUCGUUAAUCUGCGCGAGGAAACGUCUUGGUCGAUUCCUGGAGUCUAUCAGGGAUUUAAACGAGAUUUAUUUAAUGGGUCAAAAUGUUAAACUGGUGAAAACUAGAGUGAUUAACGAUCGUAGAUUCGCGAAUGAUAGCAACGACGUUAUAGAACGAAGUAUCAACGAUUUCUUUGAUACGUUUGCUUUGAGAAUUACACUACCAAAAUGGAACGGGAAACAAGAAAAGAAUCAGAUAGAUGUUAUGUUUGACGAAACUCCUGGUUUUGAAGGUUUUAAAAAAGGAGGCGGCGGAUGUAAAAAAGGAGGCAAAGGCAAAGGCGACAAAUGUAAGACGAUGAUGAUGGUUGGACUUAUGAUGCUCAAAAUGAAAUUCAUGGGAAUUGCAACGAUGAAAGGUAUGAUGAUGGGUGGGAUGUCUAUGAUGAUAUCCAUGGCAAUGUUGAUGCAAAAGUACAUGAAAGGAGGAGGCGGUGGAGGAGGCCACGGUGGUGGAGGUCAAUACAAAGAAAUUGUCCUUCUAACAAAAGCUGGUGGAGGCGGAGGUGGUGGAGGUGGUUAUGGUGGAGGAGGAGGUGGAGGUGGCUAUGGUGGAGGAGGUGGUCAUGGUGGAGGAGGAGGCGGUGGUUAUGGUGGCGGAGGAGGAGGUGGUGAUUAUGGUGCUCCACCACCUUCGAGCUAUGGUCCACCGUCAGGUGGUGGUGGCUGGGGUCGUAGCUUUGGAAGACGAUUCAUAACAAACGGUCUUGAGAAAACAGAGCAUAUCACGACAUCGAAAAAUUCAUCCCUUAACGCAGAACAACCUGCACCGAGGACGGAAUCUACUAAUUAUCACAUUUACAAAUAUCCUUUUAUUAAUUCUAACUUUACACGUCCAGACUGGAAUUACAGCAAUCGCGAGGAACUAGGGAGGCACCAAUAUUUAACUAACAAUGUCACUGAUGUGGAGAACGAUAAAGAAAUGGAACCGUUAUUGCGCUCAGAAUCUGAUAACUACACCAUCGAAACUAAUCCUUAUCGAAGUGAUGAUUCGAGAGAUUAUGUGACUGAUUCGAGAGCAGUUGUUAAUUACGUGGAUAAUGAGCAUGUUGCUUCAACAAAUUAUAUAGCGAAUAAUUACGAUACGAGUGUAAUACAUCCGGUAUACGAUAAUGAAUGGCAACCUACGGAAGAAAAGUAUUCAUCGUAA
Molecule: messenger RNA, 1685 nt
Organism: Heterotrigona itama
Lineage: Eukaryota; Metazoa; Arthropoda; Insecta; Hymenoptera; Apidae
Source: the annotation of a GenBank genome assembly